CUGUUUUUGUUUUCUUCAAAUUUCGUUUCUUUUCUUUUCCUUUUCGUGGCUGACUUUUGACUUCACAUCUAAGCAUAAGCAAAGUAGCAAGCGAGAAACGGGAAAAGCGAAACGCAAAAGCGGUUGUUGAAUUUGGAUGUGGAAUUUUCGCGUUCGAAUUGGAGGGAGAGAGAGGAAAACAGGAUUAGCAUAACCGUAGAAGCAGGAGCAGAAUCACGUUUCGAUGGAGGCGGUGGCCGAGGGUCUAUGGGGACUCGCGGAGUUCCACGAGACGAGAGGAGAAAUUGGGAAAGCAGUGAAGUGCCUGGAAGCCAUAUGCCAAAGCGAGGUUUCGUUUUUCCCAAUCGUUGAGGUCAAGACUCGUCUUCGCAUUGCCACACUUCUCCUCCACCAUUCGCACAACGUCAACCACGCCAAGUCCCACCUCGAACGUUCCCAAUUGCUUUUGAAGUCUAUUCCGUCUUGCUUCGAAUUGAAGUGCAGAGCGUAUAGCUUGCUCAGCCAGUGUUACCAUCUCCUCGGAGCUAUUCCACCGCAGAAACAGGUCUUGCACAAGGGACUUGAGCUCACUGCAUCUGUUGGAUACGAGAUUUCAAUGAAGUUGUGGUCUUGCAACUUCAAUUCACAGCUUGCAAAUGCUUUAUCUAUUGAAGGGGACUACCAGGGUUCAAUCUCUGCCUUAGAGUGUGGAUAUGUCUCUGCUACUGAAGUAUGCUUGCCAGAGUUGCAGAUGUUUUUUGCCACUUCAAUAUUGCAUGUCCGACUCAUGCAAUGGGAUGAUGAUAAUUUGGUAGAGCAAGCUGUUAAUAAAUGCAACGAGAUUUGGGAGUUAAUCGAUCUUCAUAAACGACGACAAUGCCCUGGCUUACUAUUUUAUAACGAAUUACUUCACAUAUUCUACCGAUUGCGACUAUGUGAUUACAAGAAUGCUGCACCUCAUGUAGACAAUCUGGAUGCUGCCAUGAAGUUUGAUAUGCAGCAAACACAGCAAAUACAGGAGCUAGUGAAGGAGCUUGAAGUUCUAGAUCAAAGUCUCUCACGGUCUGACCUUCACUACAGGGAUAUGACAGCAUUAUCUAGAAAGCAAACAAUGAUUAAGGAGCAACUCAGCAGCAUGACUGGAUUGAAUUUAAUUGGGCAGGAAUCACUGCAACCAGUUUAUUUUGGGAAUGUCAGAAGGACUAUAGGAGAUAAGCUUCAAUUAGCUCCUCCUCCCAUUGAUGGUGAAUGGCUUCCUAAAAGUGCUGUCUAUGCAUUAGUUGAUCUAAUAGUUGUUGUAUUUGGUCGCCCAAAGGGACUUUUUAAGGAAUGUGCUAAACGCAUACAAUCUGGGAUGCAUAUAAUACAAGAUGAAUUAGUAAAGCUUGGAAUUACUGAUGGUGUUAGAGAAGUGGAUUUACAACACUCUUCUAUCUGGAUGGCUGGUGUGUACUUAAUGCUACUAGUUCAAUUUCUUGAAAACAAAGUGGCUAUUGAACUCACACGAGCAGAAUUUGUUGAAGCACAAGAGGCUUUGGUACAGAUGAAAAAUUGGUUCAUGCGGUUUCCAACCAUAUUACAGGCGUGUGAAUGCAUCAUUGAGAUGCUUAGAGGUCAAUAUGCUCAUUCAGUUGGCUGUUACAACGAAGCUGCUUUUCAUUAUAUUGAGGCAGUGAAGCUUACAGACAGCAAAUCAAUGCAAGCUAUGUGCCAAGUUUAUGCAGCUGUCUCUUACAUCUGCAUUGGUGAUGCUGAAUCUUCUUCACAGGCACUUGAUUUGAUCGGCCCAGUUUAUGGAGUAAUGGAUUCUUUUGUAGGAGUUAGAGAAAAGACAGGUGUUCUUUUUGCUUAUGGUCUUUUAUUGAUGAAGCAACAGGAUCUACAAGAAGCAAGAAAUCGCCUGGCAAGGGGAUUGCAGCUGACGCAUACAUAUUUGGGAAACCUUCAACUUGUUUCACAGUAUUUGACAAUCCUAGGCAGUUUGGCCCUUGCAUUACGUGACACCGUACAAGCCAGGGAGAUAUUGAGAUCUUCUUUGACUUUAGCAAAGAAACUUUAUGAUAUUCCUACUCAGAUUUGGGUGCUAUCUGUUUUGACCGCUUUAUAUAAAGAAUUAGGUGAAAGGGGAAACGAAAUGGAGAAUGUGGAGUAUCAGGCAAAAAAAACAGAAGAUUUGCAGAGGAGGCUUGCUGAUGCACAUGCCUCCAUUUAUCAUAUUGAAAUAAUUGACAAAAUAAGACUUCAAGUCCACCAAUUAAACGAUUUGGACAUCAAGCGUGCAAUGACAGACCCAGCUCUGGGAGUCAAUCUUGAUAUCCCAGAAUCUAUUGGUCUGUCGGCAGCCAUGCCUGCUCCUUCAUCGUCAAGAUUUGUUGAUAUAGACACCAGAAGACGUGGAAAACGGAGACUUUAGUGUGUUCCUUGUGCAGGCAAAACCAUUAUAAUUUUUGUGAAUUAGUUGCAAGCUAUUGGUCCAAGGUCCAAGUGGGUUGAAGAGUUUAGCAGAUAGGGUUUCUAGCAAGCCCUCUUUUCACGCGCAUCACUGUAAAAGAUUCUGUACAGUUAAUUAGAAUGUUUUGCAUAAGUUAUAGAUGGAAUAGAUAUUAGAAGUUACCAAUUAACAUUUAGAAUAGAUGUUUAUUUCUAUUUUAUUCUUUUUGUACCGAAAGAGAAAAAAAAAGUAGAAUAGGUUUUUUAAGGCAGGUCCUUAGGAUUGUGUUUGUUCAGCUGUUUAUAGCAUUUUUCAAUUCAAAGAAGUCAGUAUGCUUUCUUAUUUGAAGAUGUUAUAUGUAAAUUAAUUGUAAUGGUUUUACUGAAAUAGAAAUUCAUGUACACUACAUC
This is a messenger RNA of Vigna umbellata (rice bean), 2820 nucleotides long. Its product is annotated as Tetratricopeptide repeat (TPR)-like superfamily protein. Lineage: Eukaryota; Viridiplantae; Streptophyta; Magnoliopsida; Fabales; Fabaceae. Gene Ontology annotation, molecular function: protein binding. The record is from RefSeq and is a predicted model, not a curated record. Gene Ontology annotation, biological process: mitotic sister chromatid cohesion.